AUGUAUCCUGAUUUAUAUUCUUAUGUUAAUUUAAGUGUUGUUACAGAUAACAUGCUACCAGUUGAUGCCAAGAUUGAAAUAACUUUCAAUAACUAUCGUAUGGGAUUCAUCGAGGCCUUGAUAAUACUGAUAGUAGUUAUGUGGAGCUGUGGCGGCGGAAUUAUGUAUACCAGAAAGAGACAUCGUAGUUACAAAAAGAAAAUUGAAGCUAUUUUAAGAAAUCCAUUUGCAGCCACUCUCAGCUAUCCUCCAUCGAAAGAAAACAUUGAAGAGGGAGAGCUUCGUAUAGAGGAGGUAUAG
This is a messenger RNA of Strongyloides ratti, 300 nucleotides long. RefSeq lists its product as hypothetical. The record is from RefSeq and is a predicted model, not a curated record. The coding region runs from base 1 to 300 and encodes 99 amino acids. Lineage: Eukaryota; Metazoa; Nematoda; Chromadorea; Rhabditida; Strongyloididae. The transcript has a single exon.